CUCUUCCCCGAUGGUUUUCCGUCGCUUUCCGGCAGCGCGACGCUUUUACGACAGGCGGCGUAGCUUUACGGUAGCGGUCCGUGUGUGAGCCGUGAGGGAGCGGAGGCGGCGGGAUGGGGCAGAAGCGGAAAGAUCUCAGCCAUGCAGAGCUGAUGAUGAUGACAAUAGCUGACAUCAUAAAACAGUUAAUAGAGGCUCACGAGCAAGGAAAGGAUGUGAAUCUGAACAAGCUGAAAACCAAGACCUCAGCGAAAUAUGGACUCUCAGCACAGCCACGGUUGGUUGACAUCAUUGCUGCUGUCCCACCACAGCACCGCAAGGCUCUGGUGCCAAAGCUGAAGGCCAAGCCCAUAAGGACAGCUAGUGGGAUUGCUGUCGUGGCUGUGAUGUGCAAACCACACAGGUGUCCACACAUUAACUUCACAGGCAACAUAUGUGUAUACUGCCCAGGUGGCCCUGAUUCUGAUUUUGAAUAUUCAACACAGUCUUACACUGGAUAUGAGCCUACAUCCAUGAGGGCCAUUCGGGCUCGGUAUGACCCCUAUCUCCAGACAAGACAUAGAGUGGAACAGCUGAAGCAGUUGGGUCACAGCGUGGAUAAAGUGGAGUUCAUUGUGAUGGGUGGAACUUUCAUGGCCUUGCCUGAAGACUACAGGGAUUACUUCAUCCGAAACCUUCACGACGCGCUGUCAGGUCACACCUCCAAUAACGUCGCAGAGGCUGUCAAGUAUUCUGAACGGAGCUUGACCAAAUGCGUUGGGAUAACCAUCGAGACCAGGCCAGACUACUGCCUGAAGCGCCAUUUGAGCGACAUGCUGUCCUAUGGCUGCACGAGGCUGGAGAUCGGAGUGCAGAGUGUGUAUGAGGAUGUGGCCAGGGACACCAACAGAGGUCACACCGUGAAGGCUGUGUGCGAGUCCUUCCACUUGGCCAAGGAUGCUGGCUUCAAAGUGGUGGCACACAUGAUGCCUGAUUUACCAAACAUGGGCCUUGAAAGGGACACCGACCAAUUUGUUGAGUUCUUUGAGAACCCAGCUUUUCGCCCUGAUGGCAUGAAGCUCUACCCAACGCUGGUGAUCCGCGGCACCGGGCUGUACGAGCUCUGGAAGACGGGCAGAUACAAGAGCUACCCCCCUAGCACCCUUGUUGAUCUCGUGGCCAGAAUCCUGGCUCUGGUCCCACCGUGGACGCGUGUGUACCGUGUUCAGAGAGACAUCCCAAUGCCACUGGUGAGCUCUGGAGUGGAGCAUGGGAACCUGAGGGAGCUUGCCUUGGCCAGGAUGAAAGAUCUUGGGACACAGUGUCGUGAUGUAAGGACAAGAGAGGUUGGAAUUCAAGAAAUUCACCAUAAAGUGAGACCAUAUCAGAUUGAAUUAAUUAGAAGAGAUUAUGUGGCUAAUGGUGGCUGGGAGACCUUCCUGUCCUAUGAAGACCCAGAGCAGGACAUUCUCAUUGGCCUCCUACGACUGCGAAAGUGCUCAGAAGAGUCCUUCAGACCUGAGCUGAAGGGGGGUGUUUCCAUUGUGAGGGAGCUGCACGUGUAUGGGAGCGUGGUCCCAGUGAGCAGUCGGGAUCCUUCCAAAUUUCAGCACCAGGGAUUUGGCAUGCUACUCAUGGAGGAGGCAGAAAGAAUAGCCAAGGAGGAGCACGGGUCAUGGAAAAUUGCUGUCAUUUCAGAGGCAGAUCCAGCCCAGACACCAAGGUCUGAAUGCACAGCGCUUUGCCCAACUUCAGACCAAGCAUGCAGUGGGGAGGAGGAGCCCAGGGAACCAGAAGUCAGCACAGUGCAGGUGCAUGGGCUGAGCACCAAGGGAUCCCAUCUGCUGCUCCGCUCCUGCCUCACCAGGCGUUGGCACGAGGAACUACUACAGGAAGAUCGGCUACGAGCUGGAGGGGCCAUACAUGGUGAAAAGGCUGCAGUGAACCCAGCAGGUCCUCACCCCACCUGCUGCAAGGAGGGGACGUGGCUGAUCCAGGAGAAAAGCUCACGGUGCUGGUUGGAGGCUGAAAACCAAAGCCUGCCAGCUGCAAAGGACUUGUUUGUGCCCAUGGCAGCAAAUGAGGAGCACGGUUCUCCUGAGGUGUGCUUUGCCCCAGGAGGGGUGGUGGACAUCACACACACAUCCAGGGCUGCCUUUGCUGCGUUGCUAUGUGGGACUGAAUCACAGGUGAACUGAAGGGCACCCUAUAAGGCAGCCCAGUGUGGAAAAGUGUCCAUUAUUUCUAGGAUGCUGCCAUUGGACCUUUAAUAUGCAUUGAAAUUGUGUGGGUUAUUGUGCAACAUAAAUGAAUUCCUGCUCUGUGCCUACUUACUUA
Messenger RNA from Lagopus muta (rock ptarmigan), 2316 nucleotides. It is a transcript of the gene ELP3, whose product is annotated as elongator acetyltransferase complex subunit 3. Bases 114 to 2177 code for a protein of 687 amino acids. The transcript is spliced from 16 exons. Lineage: Eukaryota; Metazoa; Chordata; Aves; Galliformes; Phasianidae. Gene Ontology annotation, molecular function: iron-sulfur cluster binding; acyltransferase activity, transferring groups other than amino-acyl groups. Gene Ontology annotation, cellular component: elongator holoenzyme complex; nucleus; cytoplasm. The record is from RefSeq and is a predicted model, not a curated record. Gene Ontology annotation, biological process: tRNA wobble base 5-methoxycarbonylmethyl-2-thiouridinylation.